Macadamia integrifolia is the source of this 312-nucleotide messenger RNA. RefSeq lists its product as uncharacterized. Bases 1 to 312 code for a protein of 103 amino acids. The transcript has a single exon. The record is from RefSeq and is a predicted model, not a curated record. NCBI's taxonomy places the organism in Eukaryota, Viridiplantae, Streptophyta, Magnoliopsida, Proteales, Proteaceae.
AUGGUACUGCAAAGAUUAAGAGAACAGCAGUUAUAUGCCAAGUUCAGCAAGUGUGAAUUUUGGCUUAAGCAAGUUGGAUUCGCAGGACACAUGGUGUCUGAGAUUGGGAUCGAAGUAGACCCAGACAAGGUUAAGACUAUAGUAGAGUGGGAGGCCCCCAAGAAUGUAACAGAAAUUAGAAGCUUCUUGGGCUUAGCAGGCUACUACCGAUGCUUCAUUGAAAACUUUUCUCAGAUUUCUACGCCGAUGACUAAGUCAACCAGGAAAGGUGUGAAGUAUGAGUUGUUAGAAAAGUGUGAAAAUAGCUUCUAA